AUGUCUGAUAUCAAGAUGAGCAAGACUUCAGAUCGCUACAUAUUCACCCGAGACUACUUGACCGUCAAAGUCUGGGAUAUGAAUAUGCCAACGGCUCCAGUGGAAGUUCACCCUGUCCAGGUUAAAUUACAAAAUCAGCUGAGCAUAUUAUAUGAAUCGGAACUGCUUUGUGAUGAUUUCAAAUUGUCCAUAUCGUCGGAUGAUAGGUUGGUCAAAGUAUUCGAUCGUCAGUCACUUGAACAUCGAGAAUACAGCCUAGUUAUGCAGAAAGAGGAUCCAAACCCCUUUGUAGAUCCCUUCCGUUCCCAAGUAGAUCCAAGUCCUUAUACAAUCUCCAUGAGUGAUUCCGCCGAAUCACCUUGGCCGCGUCGCAUUGUGGAGGACAAAACUGAGGCAGCUGGAAAUUUAUUGGGAUCAGACUUCUCUCCAGAGUUCGCGCGAUUCGGCCUGGACGGUGGAUGCAAAUGGCUCCAAGUUAGUUGGCGACCUGGGUCCUAUGUAGUCGCAGUUAGUCACAAUGAUGGGAUACACUUAUUAGAGGCUUUAUGCUAG
Messenger RNA from Opisthorchis viverrini, 552 nucleotides. RefSeq lists its product as hypothetical. The record is from RefSeq and is a predicted model, not a curated record. The transcript is spliced from 3 exons. Gene Ontology annotation, molecular function: protein phosphatase regulator activity. NCBI's taxonomy places the organism in Eukaryota, Metazoa, Platyhelminthes, Trematoda, Opisthorchiida, Opisthorchiidae. Gene Ontology annotation, cellular component: protein phosphatase type 2A complex; cytosol. Bases 1 to 552 code for a protein of 183 amino acids. Gene Ontology annotation, biological process: peptidyl-serine dephosphorylation.